This is a messenger RNA of Aureobasidium pullulans EXF-150, 522 nucleotides long. RefSeq lists its product as uncharacterized. The record is from RefSeq and is a predicted model, not a curated record. Bases 1 to 522 code for a protein of 173 amino acids. NCBI's taxonomy places the organism in Eukaryota, Fungi, Ascomycota, Dothideomycetes, Dothideales, Saccotheciaceae. The transcript is spliced from 3 exons.
AUGAUCAUGAAUGGCAUGAAGUCAAUUGCCUCGGCCGACAGAGCUGCCCGUGCAAAUGCAAGAAGAAAGAAUCGCGAGACCGACUUCGACCAAGAAGAGCCUGCAAACAAAGAAGCCAAGAUCGAGGAGGAUGCAGUGAUGACUGAAGAGCGUGCACGUAUCCAGGAAGAGCACGACGAAGCCGUGAAGCACUUCAAACUCAAGAUGGAGCGUCUUGAGAUGGAACUAGAGCUCGUCAGCUCUGAGAGACGCCGCCUCAACAAGACUCUGGAAGAACAAGGUCGCGACCAGUCUGGAAAGUACACCCAACCUACCUUCUACCUCGACAAACGCUCUGCCCCAGCAUUGGUCGAGGCUAGCGAUGAGGAAUACAACCGCAUGCUGGACUAUGCUCUGGAUAGCGAGCUGCUGGUAGAUGACGACACUGCUGAGGCUUUGAUCGAUGAGACUGGUUGGUCGUUCACCGACAAGGGCUUGCUAGAGCAUCAGACACAGUGGCUCAAGAAGCACUUGUUGGAGUGA